Molecule: messenger RNA, 939 nt
Organism: Manis javanica (Malayan pangolin)
Lineage: Eukaryota; Metazoa; Chordata; Mammalia; Pholidota; Manidae
Product: olfactory receptor 1F1
Biological process (GO): G protein-coupled receptor signaling pathway
Cellular component (GO): membrane
Molecular function (GO): G protein-coupled receptor activity; olfactory receptor activity
Source: RefSeq, a predicted model, not a curated record
AUGAGAGGGGCGAACCGGUCGGGCGUCUCCGAGUUCCUCCUCCUGGGGCUCUCCAGGCAGCCCCAGCAGCAGCAGCUGCUCUUCGCGCUCUUCCUGACCAUGUACCUGGCCACGGUCCUGGGAAACCUGCUCAUCCUCCUGGCCGUCGGCGCGGACUCCCGCCUGCACACCCCCAUGUACUUCUUCCUCAGCACCCUGUCCUUCGUGGACGUCUGCUUCUCUUCCACCACCAUCCCCAAGAUGCUGGCCAACCACGUACUCGGGAGUCAGAGCAUCUCCUUCUCCGCAUGCCUCACGCAGAUGUAUUUUGUUUUCAUGUUCGUGGACAUGGACAAUUUCCUCCUGGCUGUGAUGGCCUAUGACCGCUUUGUGGCCAUAUGCCGCCCCUUACACUACACAACGAAGAUGACCCCCCAGCGCUGUGUCCUGCUGGUCGCUGUGCCGUGGGUCAUUGCCAACCUGAAUGUCCUGUUGCACACCCUGCUGAUGGCUCGACUCUCGUUCUGUGCAGACAAUGCCAUCCCCCACUUCUUCUGUGAUGUGACUCCCCUCCUGACACUCUCCUGCUCUGACACACGCCUCAACGAGGUGAUGAUUCUGACUGAGGGGGCCCUGAUCAUGAUCACCCCAUUUGUUUGCAUCCUGACUUCGUAUAUGCACAUCGCCAGUGCCGUCCUGAGAGUCCCAUCCCCAAAGGGAAGAUGGAAAGCCUUCUCCACCUGUGGCUCCCACCUGGCCGUGGUUUCCCUCUUUUACGGCACCAUCAUCGCUGUGUAUUUCAACCCUUUGUCCUCACACUCGUCUGCAAAGGACGCUGCAGCUACUGUGAUGUACACGGUGGUGACCCCCAUGCUGAACCCCUUCAUCUACAGCCUGAGGAACAGGGACUUGAAACGGUCGCUGCUAAAAAUGGUUGGCAGGAACACACACUCUUCCUGA